UCUCUUUUAAUUUAACAUAAAUUGUCUAAAAUAAAAAAAAGUUAAGAAAUUUUGUAAAUAUUAAUUCCUCAACAAUCGAUAUGUAAAAGGCGGCGAGGCCAGUCAACAUUUUCUUUGGUCACGUUUCAAUAGCAAACGUCACUUUUUUGUACAGUAAACUAAAUUGUAAGACGAAGAAGAAGAAUAUUGAGCAACAACAAAACCAACAACAAGACCAACCAAAACGAAUCAAAUCCAAUUAGAAGCAAAUUGGAAAUACAAGAAGAAAAACAAGAACAAUAUAAGGAGAAAUAAAAACAAACAAGAGCUUGCAACCAAUUGCGAAAUAAGCCAAAGCGAAACAGCGACACAAGAGAAAGAGAGAGGGAGCAGGAGAGAGCGAGAGAGAGAGAGAGCGAGGGAACGAGAAACGUAUAUAGAGAGCACCAGAGGAUCGUUUUAAGAAUUCGCAUGCGCCAAUGAGAACGUCGCAUCCUUCACACGCGUCCGAUUUCGUCGUCGUUGCCGCUCCCAGUUCCGGUUCCGGUUGCGGUUCCGCCAACGGUUCAGCCACUGUGGAUGUGCUGGACGCAAAGCCAACUGCCAAACAGGUUAGCAUUGGCAUCAGCUGCGAUCUGAAGCCCAUUGUCUAUCUCGACACGGACACGAGGCGUCCGCGUCAGCGCAGCGUCAUCAUCAGGCAGCACUCGCAAGAGCAACAACAACAACAACAUCAUCAUCAACAACAACAUUAUCAUCAUCAGCAGCAAGAGGAAGAACAGCAGCAACAACAGCAGCAGCAUAAAACGUCGUCCAAGUCUGGAGCAGCGGCCAACAGCAAGCGAAAGCGCGAAACAGAUUGCGAUUGCGGCUGCGUGGACUCGUACAACGGCGGCAGCGUUGAGUUGCGGCACGGCCAGGUACAGGCAGCGGCAGCAGUGGCAGCAGCAGCAGCGGCAGCCUCCGCUCAGAGCUUUGUGAUCAGCAGCAGCAGCAGCAGCAGCCACAACAGCAACAGCAUCAGCCUCAGCCUCAAGACGGCGCACGCAAAGGUUGCCACAUCGGGGGGGCAUGCCAAUACGCAGCCCCCCAGCAAACGUUCCAGCAGCGGCGCCGACGGCGACUAUCAGCUGGUGCAGCACGAGGUGCUCUAUUCGCUCUCCGCCGAAUAUGAGGUUCUGGAGUUUUUGGGCCGCGGCACCUUUGGUCAGGUGGUCAAGUGCUGGAAACGCGGCACCUCCGAAAUUGUUGCCAUUAAGAUUUUGAAAAAUCAUCCCUCCUAUGCACGCCAGGGUCAGAUUGAGGUCUCGAUACUCUCGCGGCUCAGUCAGGAGAAUGCGGAUGAGUUCAAUUUUGUGCGCGCCUUCGAGUGCUUUCAGCACAAGAAUCACACCUGCCUGGUCUUUGAGAUGCUCGAGCAGAAUCUCUAUGAUUUUCUCAAGCAAAACAAAUUUUCACCGCUGCCGCUCAAGUACAUACGUCCCAUACUGGAGCAGGUGCUGACUGCCCUGUUGAAGCUGAAGCAACUGGGGCUGAUUCACGCCGAUCUGAAGCCGGAGAACAUAAUGCUUGUGGAUCCGGUGCGUCAGCCGUAUCGCGUCAAGGUAAUCGAUUUUGGCAGCGCCUCGCAUGUGAGCAAAACUGUUUGCAAUACGUAUCUGCAAUCGCGCUAUUAUCGCGCACCCGAGAUCAUAUUGGGUUUGCCGUUCUGUGAGGCCAUCGAUAUGUGGUCGCUGGGCUGUGUUGUGGCCGAGCUCUUUCUGGGCUGGCCCCUGUAUCCGGGCAGCUCGGAGUUCGAUCAGAUACGCUAUAUAUCACAGACACAGGGUCUGCCCACAGAGCAUAUGCUGAAUAGCGCCUCGAAGACAUCGAAAUUCUUUUAUCGUGACGUCGACUCGACGUAUCCAUUUUGGCGCCUUAAGACCACCGAAGAGCAUGAGGCGGAAACGAACACCAAGAGCAAGGAGGCACGCAAAUAUAUCUUCAAUUGUCUGGAUGAUAUUGGCCAGGUGAAUGUGCCCACGGAUUUGGAGGGUGGCCAAUUGUUGGCCGAGAAAACGGAUCGUCGUGAAUUCAUAGAUCUACUGAAGCGCAUGCUGACCAUAGAUCAGGAGCGACGUUUGACACCAACCGAGGCACUGAAUCACAGCUUCACGAGGCUCACCCACCUGGUCGACUAUGUCUAUUGCAACAAUGUGAAGGCCUCUGUCCAAAUGAUGGAGGUCUGUCGUCGCGGCGAUUUCCAUACCGUACAACCAGCUCCCACGCUGGUCACCAAUUUCGUGCCCAGCAGCACCGAGAACAUGACCUUUACGAUCAACAAUCAGCUGACCAGUCAGGUGCAGCGCCUCGUGCGCGAUGGUCGUCCUUUGGCCUACGAGGGUCUCUAUCAAAUCUACGGCGGACGCAAUGUGGCACGGCAGUAUCCACAGGCGCGCACCGACACGUUCCAGCAUCAGCUGGUCUCCAACAUACUCUGUCCGCCCUCGUAUCAGGCCAUGCCCAGUCCCACCAAGCAUGUGGUGGCCACAAUGCAGCCGCCGUUGCAGGUGCCGCCCCAGCAAUAUGUCAAUGUGCCGGUGCCCGUGUCCAUGGUGGAGCCCAGCUCGGGUCAGCGUAUGCUGCUCACCAAUCGGGUCCAGGCAAGUGGCGUUGCCUGGCCGCAAACCGGACGUCAGAUGGCAUUGGUGCCAUCCUGGCCGCAACAGGCGCCCGCACAUUCGCUAAUCGUUGACUCGACGCCGCUGUUCAAUGUGGAGGAGAUUUAUCCCAAGCAUCAUCUCAAUUUGCCGCGCAACGAUCUCAAGAAGGAGUCGCCGGCUCAUCAUCUAGCCAAGGGCAACUCUUAUCGCGUGCCGCGUCACGAGAAGAAGGAACACCAGCAGCUGUCGCCUGUCAAGAAGCGUGUCAAGGAGAGCUCACCGCCGCAUCAGCAGCGCUAUCAGCGCGCCGCCCAUGUCUCGCCGCAGUAUCACGCCCAUCACAAUUGCAACUACGGAGGCGGCUAUGGAUCUGGCGCCGCUGGAGCCGUUGUGGCCAGCUCUGCCUCAUCGGCCAGCAAUAUUGUCAAUGCCAGUGGCAGCAGCUCGUCGAGUUCGCAUCAUCAUGCGCCCGUGGCUCAUGCGCCGCACGGCAGCAGCAGCAGCAACAGCGCCUACAACACCGCUGGCCAUCACAUUGUCAUCAACAAUUGCAGUGGUGGAAGCGGCGGCGGCAGCUCCGCUGUGGGCUAUCAUGCCAGCGGUGGCAGCAGCAGCAGCCAGCCGCCGUUGCAUGCGCAUCAGCCGCAGCACGUCAAGCAGCCGACAAUUACCAUACAUGACACGCCAUCGCCGACUGCGGUUGUGGGCGAUGUGAUUACCAUUUCGGACAGCGAGGAUGAGGGCGGCGAUCUACCGCCAAACAGCGCCACAGUCGCGCCCAUCAAGCAGCGCGCGCACGCCCAAUCGCAGACCAGCAGCAGCCUAAUGCAGCAGCAGCAGCAGCAACACCAACAUCAACAGCAGCAACAUCAGCAGCAACAGCAGCAGCAGCAACAACAGCAGCAGCACUCGGCGAGCAAUUCGAGCAGCAAUCUGCAUUGCCGCAGCAGCGGACAGCCGUUGCAUGUGCAACAUCAGGCCGUUAAUUAUGGUGAUCACGAUCCGGAGGAUGCGCGACGACGUCAUCAUGCCGCCGCAGCCGCCGCCCUGGCCGUGCCCAGUCCCAAGCAUCAUCAUCACCAGCAGCAGCCGCAGCAGCAGCAGCAACAACAACAUCAUCAUCACCAGCAGGUGCAGGUGCAGCCGGCACAGCAGACGCCGCACUAUCAGCCACAGCCGCCGCCGCCGCAAGCCCAAGCGCAGCACCAGCCACAGCAGCAGCAGCAGCCCAGCAUCAAAUACGAGCCGGGGCAAUCGCAGAAGAAGCGCAUUCUGGCCAUGGCCCAAAGCGAGUGCAACUAUCAGCCGCAGCCGCAGGUGCAGAUACAGGUGCAACAGCAGCAGGCACCGCCGCCGCCCGUUACCAGUCUGCCGCAUAUUCCAACCAAACAGGAGCCGCCAGAAUUCUACUCGGACUACGCGCCACAGCAGCAGCAACAGCCGCCACAGCAACAGCUGCAACUGGAGACCAAGCGCAGCUCCUGGGCAGCCGGCUCCAGUGGCGCAGCUAUGCCGCUGGCACAUCCGAAGCGCGAAGCGCCCUCCGUUGCGCCCGUCAGCUAUGUGACGCCCACUGUGGCUCCGCCGCUGGCCCACUCGAAGAGCAGCUCGAGCAGCUCCUCGUCGAUAAGCGCCGCGGCCGCCGCAGCGGCUGCAGCUGCUGCUGCUGCCGCCAGUGUCGGUCCGCCGUCGUGGGGCGCACCGCAGGUCUAUCGCCAGCCAUCGCAGCCGCCACCAACAUCGGCAGCUGCUGCUGCUGGCCAGCCGCCAGCUGGGCCACCGCAUCAUCAUCAUGGCAGCCACAGUCAUCAUCAUCAUCACCAGGCGGGCACGCCGCUGGGCGGCUCACCCUCAUCGACGGCCGCUGCGGCCAUGUUGCAGACGGACAUUUACGCACAGGGCGACAUGUAUCGACGUCCCACGGUCUACGUAUCCCAGGCCGCGCCCACAUACGCCUAUGCGAAUCGCACGGUGGUUGCGCCACCGCCAGCACACAACAGUUCCAGUCGACAGGUCAUACCAUCCCAUCCGUUGCCGGCUCACAUACAGAUCCCGACACAGUACAGCCAAUUUGGACCAUUGAGUCCCGCCCAGGUAGCUGCCAGCAAACAUGCAGCGCACUUUGCGCCCACCAACAUAUGGUAUGGAGCUGAGUAGCUUGCAGGGUGAACGAACGAGGGUUGACGAGGAUCCCGGAUCCCAGAGGCCACCAUUGACCAGAACACAGCAACAACUACAACACAGUCUCUCCCAUCCCCAAAAAAAAAAAAACAAAAACAAAAAACAACCAUCAUCACCACUCUCCACAUAGCCCAGAACUUGAUAACAUGAUUGAUUGAUUGAUUGAUGCUCUCGAAUCUUAUAUGGCCUCGGCUGAUGGCGACGACGCCGACGAUGACGACGACAACAGCAGCAGCUGCAACGGCAACACGGAGGAGCAGCAGUUGCAACAGUUGCAGUUGACGCAAUGCUGGUGGUUUAUGCUGCUCAUGCAGCAGAGCAUCAUACAGCACAACAGCAACACGUUGCACGAAACAACAGCUGCAACAACCACAACAACAACAACAACAACAACAACAACUAGAACUACAACAACUACAACAACAACAGCCAACACAAGUGUUGCACGCAGCAGUCGCCGCAAACGUUAAAAAAAAAAGAAAACAAAAGAAACACCUGUCCGCACCAAACCCGCCCACCAGUUACAGUUGUUUGUUUUUCAUAUUCUGCUUUUAUUUUAAUUUCACCAACAUUUUGAAGAUUGUCGAUUGUUCCGUAAUUCCAUGGCGAAUUAUGAUUAAAUAAUUAAUUAAUUUUUUUUUCUGUUUUAAAUAAAAAUGUCAAGCAUUUUCUACACGCAGUUUGGAGUGUAAAGUGCAUAGUUUAAACACACACACACACAUGUAAUUAACACACACACACAUACAGACUUUGUAAACUGUAAAGAAAAACAAGCGUAAACAUUUUCCAAAGCGAAAAUUGUUAGCCUCAUUUUCUCUUUAAAAAAACAAAAAA
Messenger RNA from Drosophila virilis, 5636 nucleotides. RefSeq names its product Homeodomain interacting protein kinase (gene Hipk). Gene Ontology annotation, molecular function: ATP binding; protein tyrosine kinase activity; protein serine/threonine kinase activity. NCBI's taxonomy places the organism in Eukaryota, Metazoa, Arthropoda, Insecta, Diptera, Drosophilidae. The record is from RefSeq and is a predicted model, not a curated record. Gene Ontology annotation, biological process: peptidyl-serine phosphorylation; peptidyl-threonine phosphorylation. Gene Ontology annotation, cellular component: nucleus; cytoplasm.